UGUAAUCUCCUAUACGCCUGAGGGAAGACCGAAGUAUGUCAGCUAAAACGUUUGAAAGUAAAUUUCGUAAUGUCGAUGUUGACGAAUAUGACGAAGAUAGGUAUGAAGAAGAUGAAAAUGCUGAAGCGCCUAUUGAAAAAAGUCCCGACAAAGCGGAAGUUCAUAACCUUUUGCAAUCUACCAAGAAUGCCGAAGCUCUAGCUUACGUGCUAGACAAUGCACCCAUUGGAUCGAAAAAUCAGUCACUGCUAGACGCCUGCACGCAGUUGAUAGUAGAGGUCAUGAUGUCAUUCAAGACAAGCGCAGUUGAACAGGCGUUAAAAUCGUUGAACCAGGGUCAACUGGAUUUGCUAUUAAAAUAUGUAUACAAGGGGUUUGAAUCUCCUGUGGAAAACAGUAGCUAUCAUUUGUUAAUUUGGCAUGACAAAAUAUACAGUAUUGGUGGAUGCGGGUCCAUUUUAAGAGUGUUAACCGAACGAAAAAGGUUGUGA
Molecule: messenger RNA, 491 nt
Organism: Dimorphilus gyrociliatus
Lineage: Eukaryota; Metazoa; Annelida; Polychaeta; Dinophilidae
Source: the annotation of a GenBank genome assembly